Myripristis murdjan (pinecone soldierfish) is the source of this 4502-nucleotide messenger RNA. Its product is annotated as E3 SUMO-protein ligase CBX4. NCBI's taxonomy places the organism in Eukaryota, Metazoa, Chordata, Actinopteri, Holocentriformes, Holocentridae. Bases 1130 to 3169 code for a protein of 679 amino acids. The record is from RefSeq and is a predicted model, not a curated record. The transcript is spliced from 11 exons. Gene Ontology annotation, cellular component: PRC1 complex. Gene Ontology annotation, molecular function: SUMO ligase activity; SUMO binding. Gene Ontology annotation, biological process: negative regulation of transcription by RNA polymerase II; protein sumoylation.
UUAUAUUGCUGUUACUGGGAUUUUUUUUUUCUUUUUACUGAGGUGAAUGCGCCGUGUUUAGCAUAGGCCCGUGUCUCUCAUACAUUUGACCUGCAGCAGUUUCUGCUUUUUGUUGUUCAGCGGUGAGAGCUGGACAAGACGUCAUGAGCCGGAAAAAACUGGCUUCCUUCGGUUUCUGCUCAGCAUUUGGCGAUUUUUAAAACUAUAUUUUGUAUUUUGGGCAAAUGUAACCCUAACCCUAACCCGAUAAUGACUUAGCCAACUGAGCGGGCAUGAAUAUCCUGAGCUCACUGGAGCCUAGCUGAAGGUGGCCUGAGUGGUUUUCCUGUCCUGACACUUCAACUUCACCGUUAGCUGACAUUUUGCCCCGGAAAUCUCUACAUGUGACGUCUGAAAGCUUCAGCUACAGUAGGAAACUGAAACUGUGUGAGCAAAUUAACCCAUUCCGAGGAUAACACUCAAUGCUGCAGAUUUGAAAGAAAAGAAAGGGGCUGCCAUAAUGUUGCGUGGCCACACGGAGGCGGCAGAGAGAAGUGAAUGGCAGACAGAGGGAGUGGUUGGGAGGAGAAGAAAACAUGGUUCCCGCUGAGGGGAGGAAGAGCAAAAAGGGAUGAGGGGACACUUUGAUUUCUCGGCACAGCGAAGUUGACCCACCGUUGACCUGGCAUGGUGUGAAGCACGUGAGAUAGGAGUGUCUGCAACCACACGUGAUGUGGGUAAAGACAACCAGCCUGAAGUGGAUGUCGAGGGGAAUUAGACGGCAGCAGACAAUUUGAUUUCUUCGUCUACAAGGCUUCCUUCUCUCCUACACACAGAGAGAGGCUGCAGCAAAGGUUGUUUUCAUCCAGAGGCCCUGUUGUCCUGUCCUGGAAGUUGACUGGUGACCACAGGUGAUGGCGCAGCUCUGGAAAACCACUGGCAUGUUGUCACCCAAACCCAGCCACCACCCCCAGCUUUAGCUCAAGCUGAAGUGGUGCAGCAGCUCAGAGCUCGCUCUUCGACAGUGGCCGGGCCUGUUCUUGGUGAAUUUUGCUGUGGACUGAGUCUCACUGACCUCGGGUCAGACCAGCACCCGCUUUUUCUCAUCUCUCCAACUGCACUUGCUGGGAAGAUAUGGAGUCAGAAGAGCAUGAGCCCUCCCAUCCCCUCUCUCAGUGGGAAAAGAGGCUCUGAGGAAACCCCUCAGGCUCUUCCUGCCAGCAGAGCAGUACCAGGAGGUCUCCCAGGUCCACACAGGAUCUGCUGCUGCUAUCACUGGCCUGCACACCACCCCUCUCCUCUGUCACCUUGGAUGGACUCAGUAGGACGUGGCUGUGUCCUGAGGGCUGGGGGAGGAAUACCAGUAGUAGUCAUCCUCCUCCUCCACACAGGCUCUUAUCUGCAGGGUGGAGUCUCAUCAGCCUGCACAGUAGCGCUGCCUCCCAGCUGUCUCACCACCAGCUCUGACAGGGGAGACGGCUGCCAGAGGAGCUGCGAGGGAGGCCGCUCCUCUAUCAGCCUCCUCUCAUGUGGCCGGCUUCAAGGUUCCUCUCAGGGCCGGGUGGAAUACCUCGUCAAGUGGCGAGGAUGGUCUCCAAAGUACAACACAUGGGAGCCGGAGGAAAACAUCCUGGACCCAAGGCUCCUUGAUGCUUUCCAGGACAGGGAACGACAAGAGCAGCUGAUGGGGUAUCGCAAGAGAGGACCUAAGCCCAAGCACCUUCUGGUUCAGGUCCCUUCUUUCGCCCGGAGAUCCAGCAUUCUGUCUGAUCUUCAUGAGGCGUCCCUGGAUGAGGACAACUGUCAGAAGGCUAGCCCUGUCCAGAUGCUCCGCUCCCAGAGCCAGCAGUACCAGCUGAACAGCAAGAAACACCACCAGUACCAGCCGCUGUGCCGGGAGCGUGACGCUGAGCAGCAGGCCAACGGUAAGAAGAAGUUCUACUACCAGCUCAACAGCAAGAAGCAUCACCAUUACCAGCCCGACCUCAAGAUCUAUGAGCCCCCGUUCGCCAAGCCCAAAGAGGUCAAGGCUCCAGAUCUGGCCAAUAAAGGGUGGAACCUUCCCCCAGCUCUGCAGCAAAAGUGGGUCCGGGACAAGGACUCUGGCUGCCUGACCAAAGUCAAAGACAUCACCAUGGAGCUGAAGAAACUUCCAGCAGACCUCAACGGCCACAAAGAGCCAGAGAAGGUAAAGAUACCCACUAAAGAGGAUGCUUUAUCGCUGUCAAAUGGUGUGAGCAGCAGCAAGCUUAAGAUUGUAAAGAACAAAAACAAGAACGGACGGAUUGUUAUUGUCAUGAGCAAAUACAUGGAGAACGGAAUGCAGGCUGCUAGGAUUAAAAACGGCGACUCUGAAACUGCUGACAUGCCACCUCCAGAAAUAGACAAUGGUAUGGAGAACCAUCUUGAGAAGAUGAAGCUUGUCAAGAAGCUCGGCCUCAUGAAUGGAUUUGCGAAACCCCCCAAGGACAAAGCAAAUGUGGCUCGCUCUGGAUAUAAUGGAGAUUGCACUAUAGAAAAGGAGCAGUCAUCUAAAAUGGAGCCAACUGUGACGGAACAGGAUAAACAUGUAGAGGUCAGGGGUCAAAAGCAGCUUCCAGCGGAUCAGCCUUUACAACUGACAACCAAGUCUAAUCUGGUCUCCAGGCCUUUGGACAGUGGAGUUUCCUCACCGCUGGACAGCAGAGAAAGCCAAGGUGGAUUCCCAGGACUGAAACGACACCUUUCUGAAGCAGACACUGAGGAUCACACAGGUAGUAAGAGGUUUUUCAGCUCCAGGAGUAUCAGUGCACCAAACACAGUCACUUCCCCUUCCCAAAACAUCGGCAUAGACCAAAAUGGCCACCACAGUCAGCUUGGACACCUGGACUUUGGGUAUGCUGACCAAGAAGAGCCGAUAGACUUGAGCAUUGUCAAGUCCAGGCCGGAGGCUGCAGCUCCUACAGUUACCGAGGCUCAAACACACACACAGGCUGAAACACAAGCACAGACUGAUGCACAAACAGAAACAAAGGCACAGGCUGAAACACCAGAACUCAUAGCAGAGCAGAAAGCAGAGAAGUCGGGCUCUACCGCUGAACAGAGAAAAGAGCCCUUUCCAUCUUUCAAACCUUUCCUUGGGAAUAUAAUCAUCACAGACAUUACCACAAACUGUCUCACGGUUACCUUUAAGGAAUAUGUGACAGUGUAGUGGAGCCAGUACCACAAACUGUGUACAAACAACCUUGUAUUUGUAGAAAUGUACAGGAAAUCUAUUGGUAUUUUCUGAUGCUUGAAUGUACAAAACAACCCUUGGAGUUUUCAUUUUGUAAAGGUCAGGGGGAAUUUGCAUUUGGAUCCUUUAUUGAGUUGUUGGCAAAUAAUAUUUCAUGUAAGCUCCAGCUGUUACUUUUUGAGAUUUUAUCAUAUGCAGUAUCUAAUUUCAUCUACUUCAAACUCAAACAAGUUUAGCUCAAAGAAAAAGUUUAUGGUUCAUUAGUGUCGGGGCUCAGUGAAGAAGCACUUAUAUCUGUAAAUAGUCUUCCUCUUUUCUAUGGAUUUAAUUACAUCUUGAUUUAUACACUCAACUGUCUACAUCUCAGAUAAUGUUUUAAAAAAUAUGUAUAUAGAGAAUUUUGUAAGGAAGAAAAAUUAUAUUGAAAGAUGGUAAGUUACACUGUGUGUGCGCAUGUGCGUAUGGGUGGGUGUGUUUUGUGAACAGAUGGAAAGAUUUAAAGUAGGAUGCAUGCUGCUUGGACAGAUUUGCCAUUAGGCAUGCUUAAACAAGCAGAUAAGGAAAAUGAAGGACCAUGUUGUCAAUAAAUGAAAUUUGCAACACUGAAAAGGAAAUGGAUGCUUUCACAACUCCUGUUGUGAUUUGGUCUGUGGUUGCUGACCAAGCAUUUCUACAGUCAGGCUUCCCAAAACCUGAGAUUAAGCACAGGUCACAUACACUAUUAAAAAAAAAAAAAAAGAAAAGAAAAGAAACAGCCCUGUGAUCCUAUUUAUUUCUUUUCCCCGAUGCUUCUCUGUUGUGCAUCGGGGCAGGUUUUAAAAAGUCGAGACGGUGUGUAGACAUACUAACAAUCACUUACACCCUAAGAAGUCGUUUAAUUUAGCUAUAUCAUUUAAGUGUGUUGGUUAACACUGCUGACUUGACUGUGUAAGCCAAAUCUUCACGGGUAGGCCCACAACACGCUGUUCCCGACCCCUCGUGUGUACAUGGCUGUGUAUGAGAUUAACCGGGGGGGUUCAUGUUCCCAUGUGUUAUAAACGAGCUUGGUGACGUAUUUUGAGUAAGUUUUCAAGACAGCUGUAUUUUAAACUCUGUGUCAUAAUCAAACCUGUUCCCUUGUGUCAUACAUGCUUCUACUCAUUGUAUAGGAAAUCUCUUAGGAAUCCCUCUCAGCACCAAGUGCGGUCUGGAGAUGCAUUCAACUGCUCUGUAAGAAGGUGAUCAGAUGCACUUUGUUGUUUUGUGCGCAGACUCAGUGGAAGGCUUCCGAUGAUACAUUUUGCAAUAAUAAAGUUGUUUGCAAGUGGCA